Messenger RNA from Pelobates fuscus (common spadefoot toad), 939 nucleotides. Its product is annotated as putative ferric-chelate reductase 1. The record is from RefSeq and is a predicted model, not a curated record. The transcript is spliced from 4 exons. Gene Ontology annotation, cellular component: membrane. The coding region runs from base 1 to 939 and encodes 312 amino acids. NCBI's taxonomy places the organism in Eukaryota, Metazoa, Chordata, Amphibia, Anura, Pelobatidae.
AUGAAUCUGUGCACACAGAACUUGAUCUUUCUUUUGGCAUUGCUCUACCCGCUCUGUAUUACUGCCUAUCCCAAUGGACAGGGUAUAGAGGGAUCAUGCACCACGCUGCAGCCAAGUCACGGGGCAUCAGCUCAAACAAGCAGCGCCCCUUAUACUGUGGGACUGUCUAAAUCAACCUACAGUUCAGGAGAGAGAAUUACAGUCACUCUCAACACUAAUCCAGGAGCAACCCAGUUCACUGGUUUUCUGAUUCAGGCUCGUGCCGGUAGCAGUAACAUUCCUAUAGGAUCUUUUGAGAUCAAUAACUCAAAUGCACAAAUGUUGACAUGCACGACCACUGCGAGUGCGGUGAGUCAUACCAGUAACUCGAAGAAAUCAAACAUACAAGUAACUUGGGUAGCACCAAAUGCUAACAUUACAAAUCUCCAAUUCAGAGCCACAGUUGUACAAGUGGAAAAAAUAUUCUGGAUAAAUGUAGCUAGUUCUACACUAACCUAUGUUGCAGCAACUACAUCCAGUACAACAGUGAGCACCCCAACUACAGCUACACAAUCUAAUUCUUCAAGAAACAUCGGCAUCACGGCUAUAGCUACACAAUCUAAUUCUUCAAGAAACAUCGGCAUCACGGCUAUAGCUACACAAUCUAAUUCUUCAAGAAACAUCGGCAUCACGGCUAUAGCUACACAAUCUAAUUCUUUAGGAAAUACCAGUAUUACAAGUAUAGCUAAUCAAUCGAUUUCCUCUGGAAGCACCAGCACCACAACUAUAGCGAAUCAAUCUACUUCUUCAGGAAGCACCAGCACCACAACUGUAGCUAAACAAUCUAAUUCUUCUGGAAGUACCAGCACCACAACAGUAGCUAAACAGUCUACUAAUAGUGGAUCCAUAUUAUUGGUGAGUAUUUUUAACUGCACCUGUCCAUUUAAUCCGGAUAGUUAG